Eriocheir sinensis (Chinese mitten crab) is the source of this 504-nucleotide messenger RNA. RefSeq names its product D-dopachrome decarboxylase-A-like. Gene Ontology annotation, molecular function: phenylpyruvate tautomerase activity. NCBI's taxonomy places the organism in Eukaryota, Metazoa, Arthropoda, Malacostraca, Decapoda, Varunidae. The record is from RefSeq and is a predicted model, not a curated record. The transcript is spliced from 3 exons. The coding region runs from base 40 to 387 and encodes 115 amino acids.
GUGUGAGCAUAGUCGGCUUGCCUCCCUCAACCGUUCAACAUGCCUCUCGUAACUCUCUUCACCAACCUCCCGGACCACAAGCUUUCCGAGGAGCUCCAUCUCGCCCUCUCUUCGAAGCUCUCCGAAGUGUUAGCGAAGCCCGAGAAAGGUUUCUCCGUGACUAUAAUGGGCGGCCUUCGUAUGACUCGGGGUGGUACGCUUGCGCCCACGUGUGAGCUGCGGGUGGAGGCUAUCGGGUUCAAUUCCCGCGAGCAGACCCAGCCAGCAGCCCGCGCCCUCACCGACUUCCUGGCCGAGCAAACUGGUAUCCCUCCCAAUAGGAUUUUGAUGAACUUCUGUGAUCUGAGUCCUCACAUGAUCGCCUGUGAAGGGACGCUCGUGGGAUGAGGAGGAGGGUGCAGAAGGGGGAGCGAAGGGAGGGGGAAGAAAAGAAAGAGGAGGGAGAUAAGAUUGCGUUUACAUGUUGGUGGUAAGAGAGGAGGAGGAGGAGGAGGAGGAGGAGGA